CAGGUUUCCGUAAGACCUUCAACACCUGCCCCAGGUAAGAAUGAUCAGUCUGUGCAUCUUCUCCUGACCAGCGUGCUGACUGGUCUUCAUGUGUCCAGGUCCCAGCAGCCCAAGGAGCAGACCUCAUGUGGCUGUUGCUGUCUCUCUGGGGCUGCUCAGUGUCCUCCUGCUGGCUGGAAUCGUCUGUCUCGGUGUCCUCACAACAACUGACAACUGACCAGCUGAAGGACAAAGUCACUGCACUGACCCAAGAGAAGGACGGACUUCAGCUCUUGUUAAGACAAAAGAAAAUGUGUCCUGAGGGGUGGACGAUGUUCAGAUGUUCUUGUUAUCUUCUCUCUACACGGGAUGAUUCCUGGGAAAAUGGCAGAAAGGACUGUGGAGACCAAGGAGCAGAUCUGGUGAUCAUAGACUCACUUGAAGAACAGAAAUUCCUUUCAAACUUCACCACAAGUCGUAGUUGGAUUGGUUUGAGUGACAAAGACAUCGAGGGAACCUGGAAAUGGAUUGAUGGAACUCCUCUGACUGCAGCGUACUGGUACCGUGACGCCAAUAUAGUUGAGCCUAAUAACGAGGGAGGAGGUUCAAUCGAGGGGGAGGACUGCGCUGACAUAGAACCUAAACCUAACCCACAAUACAGCUGGAAUGAUUUGUCGUGUAACACUGCUUUGCGAUGGAUCUGUGAGAAACUGGCUUGAUAAUUGAAACAUAUCAUCUGUAAAGUGUGAUUGUGUUUUGGAAAAAGGGCUUUAAUGGUGUUGAUGUAAGUUGCAUUUAGAGACAGAAGGAGACCAUGUAAGUCAGGUAUCAAGUUCUUAGUAUGAAUUGAUUUCUAUAGUUUGACUUUGAAGUCUUUUUAAUGGGAAAUAAACAUGUGUGUGUGUGUGUGUGUGUGUGUGUGUGUGUGUGUGUGUGUGUGUGUGUGUGUGUGUGUGUGUGUGUGUGUGUGUGUGUGUGUGCUGGUUACAAGAAACAAAGCUGCAUAUUGUACUAAAUAGAUAUUUGAAUAAAAAGCUUCAUCCUGAAAUACAUUUAUUAGAGCAACAAAGGCGACUUGAGCUGUUUUUAUUAAAUAUGUCACAUUCA
This is a messenger RNA of Gasterosteus aculeatus aculeatus (three-spined stickleback), 1086 nucleotides long. Lineage: Eukaryota; Metazoa; Chordata; Actinopteri; Perciformes; Gasterosteidae. The record is from RefSeq and is a predicted model, not a curated record.